AUGGGCAGCGAAGGAAGGCAAAAUGGCACCGGCGAGAGGAAACUGAGGCUGUUAUGCCUCCACGGAUUUCGGACCAGCGGCGAAAUUAUCAAGAAACAGGUCACCGGAAAAUGGCCGGAAUCUGUGCUCGAAAAAUUGGAUCUUUUCUUCGUCGACGCCCCUUUUCCUUGCCGGGGCAAAUCUGACGUCGAGGGGAUCUUCGAUCCACCUUAUUAUGAGUGGUUUCAGUUCAACAAGGAAUUUUUGGAAUAUGAGAAUUUUGACGAGUGCCUUGCUUACAUAGAAAAUUGCAUGAUCAAGAACGGCCCUUUUGAUGGCCUUCUUGGUUUUUCACAGGGAGCAAUUUUAUCAGCUGCCUUGCCUGGACUACAAGCCAAAGGUGUGGCUCUUACAAGAGUGCCAAAGAUAAAAGUCGUGAUAAUAAUCGGUGGUGCGAAAUUUAAAAGUCCAUCGAUUGCUGAUAAGGCUUAUUCGUCAUUAAUUCACUGCCCAUCCGUUCAUUUCUUAGGGGAUCAAGAUUUCUUGAAGCAAUAUGGCACCGAACUUUUGGAUUCGUUUGUAGAUCCUCUUGUGAUUCGGCAUCCUAAAGGCCACACGAUACCGAGAUUUGAUGAAAAUGGAUUGGAGAGCAUGGUGAGCUUUAUUGAGAAGAUGCUAAAGAAUGUCAAAGAGGAGGAGGAACAAAAAAUUUGCUUAGAAGUUGCUGCUUAG
Messenger RNA from Striga hermonthica, 711 nucleotides. The record is from the annotation of a GenBank genome assembly. Lineage: Eukaryota; Viridiplantae; Streptophyta; Magnoliopsida; Lamiales; Orobanchaceae.